AUGCUCCAAGAAAGGCUUCGUAUUCUCGUUGUCGGCAGCGGUGGUCGAGAACACGCCUUAGCAUGGAGACUGAGCAAGUCUCCGCUUGUCGACGCAAUCUUCUGUGCUCCAGGGAACGGCGGCACACUUGGAACGCAAUCUUCCAGGAUAUCAAAUGUUGCCAUCAAGGCUGAUGACUAUUCGGGCUUGGUUUCUUUUGCUCAGAAGGAACGAGUGAACCUUGUGGUCCCUGGACCGGAAGCGCCGCUGGUAGAUGGAAUUCAGGGGUAUUUCCAGGCAGUUGGAAUAAGAUGUUUUGGGCCAUCGAAAGCUGCCGCCCGAUUGGAAGGAUCGAAGACGUUUUCCAAAGACUUCAUGCAGCGUCACGACAUUCCAACUGCCCGUUAUCAAAACUUCAACGAUUAUAAAGCUGCAUGCGAAUACUUAGAUUCUAUAAACCACAAUGUUGUCAUUAAAGCCAGCGGAUUGGCAGCUGGGAAGGGUGUCAUUAUACCUACAAACAGGGAAGAGGCGCUUCGGGCCUUAAAAGAGAUUAUGCUUGAUCGAGAAUUUGGCGACUCCGGAGACGAAGUUGUCAUCGAAGAGUUUUUAGAAGGUGAUGAGUUGAGUAUACUGACGUUUUCGGACGGAUAUACCGUCCGCUCGCUACCCCCUGCGCAGGACCAUAAGAGGAUUUUUGACGGCGACCAGGGACCAAAUACUGGAGGGAUGGGAUGCUAUGCACCAACUCGCAUCGCUUCAAAGGAAGUUAUUGCUGAAAUUGACAGGACGAUUGUGCAGCGUAGCAUUGAUUGUAUGAGGAAAGAAGGUUUCCCGUUCGUCGGAAUUUUGUUCACUGGGCUCAUGAUGACGAAGGACGGACCCAAGGUCCUCGAAUAUAAUGUCCGUGGUGGCGACCCGGAAACCGAAACAUUGCUACCUCUCCUCAGCGACGAUACCGACCUUGCGGAGAUAAUGGUUGCUUGUACGGAGCAUUGGCUCGAUGGAGUGACCAUAAAAGUGGAUCCCAAGUUUGCGGCCACUGUUAUUGCAGUGUCUGAAGGCUAUCCUGGGUCGUACCCCAAAGGCCGGGACAUCAAGCUCGGUGCCCUAGCACCAGAUACGCUGAUAUUCCACGCCGGCACAACCACGGUCGACGGCAAAUUGAAAACCUCUGGCGGCCGAGUGCUUGCUGCAACGGCGACUGCAAGUACCUUGGAAGAUGCAGUUGACAAGGCUUACUCAGGAAUAUCCACCAUCGACUUCCAGGGCAUGUAUUAUCGCAAGGACAUCGCGCAUCGGGCUUUCAGAAACCCCUCUACUCAGCAGGAAGGUCUCACGUAUGCGGCUGCUGGGGUCUCCAUCGACGCUGGAAACGAACUGGUGAACUCCAUCAAAGCCAAUGUUGCGCGAACCAAACGUCCGGGAUCCGAUGCAAUCAUCGGUGGUUUUGGAGGCGCAUUUUCUCUUGCAGCCUGUAAUUCUGGGUUUCACAGCUCUUCGCCUACUUUAAUUGGUGCCAUCGAUGGCGUUGGCACCAAGCUCAAGGUUGCGCAUGAAAUGGGGAUUCACAAUACCGUUGGAAUUGACCUCGUCGCGAUGAACGUGAACGAUCUCGUUGUGCAAGGUGCGGAGCCACUCCUGUUCCUGGAUUGCUACAGCUGCGGCAAACUGGAUGUUGAGAUCGCGGCGUCUUUCGUUGCCGGCGUCGCCGACGGCUGCGUUGAAUCUGGCUGCGCUCUUGUUGGUGGAGAGACCGCUGAGAUGCCUGGCCUUUUUAUCGAUGCUGCCUACGAUGCGGUGGGUGCUGCGAUUGGCGCCAUCGAUACGAACAAGAACCCCAUUCUGCCCAUUACCGAUCAGAUGAAAGUCGGUGAUGUCCUGCUCGGUUUGACUAGCAGCGGUCCACAUUCAAACGGCUACUCUCUGGUCCGAAAGAUAGUAGAACGUUCCGGGCUAUCCUACAGGGAUCCAGCACCCUUCGAGACACCCGCAAGCUCCUUGGGCGCUGCUCUCUUGACACCUACUAGAAUCUAUGUCAAACCUCUCCUGUCGGCCCUUAGCUCCUUUGCCACUGGGACGAUCAAAGGCUUAGCACAUAUUACCGGUGGUGGAUUGGUUGAAAAUGUUCCCCGGGCCCUUCCCAAAAACCUUUGCGCUGAAAUCGACGUCACCACGUGGCCAUUGCCCAGUGUUUUCAAAUGGCUCAAGAAGACAGGGAAUGUCAGCAGUUCUGAAAUGGGCAGAGCUCUCAACAACGGCAUCGGAAUGGUUCUAGUGGUGUCUGCGGGAGAAGCGGACAAGGUGAAGGGCCAUCUGGAAAAGCAGGGAGAGACGGUGUAUGUUAUUGGUGCUCUUAUUGAGAACACGAAUAACUCAGACGGAUGUGUGCUGAAGAAUUUGGAAACGUGGGACAAUUAG
This is a messenger RNA of Uncinocarpus reesii 1704, 2400 nucleotides long. RefSeq names its product phosphoribosylformylglycinamidine cyclo-ligase. Gene Ontology annotation, molecular function: phosphoribosylamine-glycine ligase activity; phosphoribosylformylglycinamidine cyclo-ligase activity; metal ion binding. Gene Ontology annotation, biological process: 'de novo' IMP biosynthetic process; adenine biosynthetic process. The transcript is spliced from 3 exons. NCBI's taxonomy places the organism in Eukaryota, Fungi, Ascomycota, Eurotiomycetes, Onygenales, Onygenaceae. Bases 1 to 2400 code for a protein of 799 amino acids. The record is from RefSeq and is a predicted model, not a curated record. Gene Ontology annotation, cellular component: cytosol.